CUUGGGCGCAACUCCCCAACGACACUCUGCGACCACACCCCCGGCCGCCUUUCCCCGCCACCCCCGCCAUUUGACGCUCCAGGCUGUCAUGGCAGAGCAUGUGUUCCAAAAAAGUAACCCCAUCCUUGGUCGAGGCAACUACCACGCCAAGGUUGGCAACGAUGGCAAGCAGCAGAAGUUCAAGAUAGUUGAGGGCAUGCGCAUUGACAGCUCGUUGCCCCAAUCCCCGAGUAUCUUGGCCACUCGCGCCGACAAACGUGGUGACCCCGAUCGGUUCUCUACGACGGCGCGGGAGUUUGGGAGCGAGCUGACGAUGAAAGACGAGAGCGUUUUUGCCCCUGCGAACGUGACCAAAGUGCUGCGGUUCUACGCGUUCUUCGAAGAAACAGUCGACGAAAGUCCGUCCGAAUUGUUCCGGCUUCGCAAAAGCAUGAUCUUGCUCUACCUUACCGACGACACCAUCGAGAUCAUUGAGAACAAGGUCGCCAACAGCGGGCUGCCCCAGGGUACGUUCCUCAAACGCGGCAAGCUCCAAAAGCCCAACAACGGCGGCCACUACAAAAUGGAAGACAUCUACGUGGGCAUGCACUUUCCGAUCUACGGUCGCAUUUUCAAGUUGUACAGUUGCGACGCGUGGACACGGGCGUACUACUCGGAGCACGGCAUGGACCUCCAUCCUGACAUUGACAUUCCCAAGGAUGAAUACACAUUGAGUCGGCAGGAAAUCGCCAAGUUGUGCGGUGGCGAAGUCGGUCAUUUCUACGGGAAAAAGAACAGCGCGCUCAAGACGUUCAUGGAAGCCACGUUGGGGAACCACGGUCUCCAGAGCAUGAAGAAGAAAAAGUUUUUGGAAAAUUGCCGCAAGGUGCUCAACUUCAAAUGCGAGUACGACGACCGCGACAAGCUGUACGGCGACUUGAUGGCGUACAGUUUGAAUUAUUUUUUGGAAGACGACACGAUCGAAAUCAAGGAGGUCGAGAAGCCCAACUCGGGGCGCGACCCGUUCCCGCUCCUGCUCUCGCGCUGCCGGCUCCUCAAACAGUGGGAAGGUGCAAUCCACGACGAACAAGAUCGAGGCGUCGAGGAGCCCACUGGCCGGUCCGCUUACUUCAAUGAAGAAGACCUGUACGUCGGCGCCGUGAUCAAUGUGUUCAGCCGGCCCGUCAAGCUCGUCGACGCCGACGUGUACACACGAAAGUAUUAUGCCGACACGUGGGGCGUCCAGCUGGCGCCGCCCAUGUACCACGAAGAGCCACGGCAGGAGAAGAAGAAGCCCGAUCCACCUCCGUACACUGGGUAUGGGACGGAGGAAGAUUCGCUGGGGUCGGUCACGCAUUUGGUGCCGAAAGUGCCCAAAAAGGACUUCAUCAAGAUGUCUGAAAACGAUCGAAAAGUGCUCCGUUUCUCGGCCAAGAUGGUCUCAACGCGGCGCGAACAAGCCGCGCGGCAGUUCAUCGUGGCGUUUUACCUCGCCGAUGAUACAGUGUCCAUCUACGAGCCGGAGCAGCGCAACUCUGGAAUCGUAAGCGGCAAGUUCCUCGAACGCGGUCCACACAAGAAACCCGACGGCGCGCGCUAUCACCUCGAGGACUUUCAGCUGAGUUCCCGCGUCAUCUUCAACGCGUACGAGUUUCAAAUCCACGACGCCGACGACUACACAAAAAAGUACCUCGGCUUGCUCUAGCCCGUUCCGACCAAGCAUAUCGAUUGCUUGCCUGGCAACCGUAGAUUGUAUAUCAAUAAUGCAGACGAACCUUUCGAGUUGGCA
Messenger RNA from Aphanomyces invadans, 1768 nucleotides. RefSeq lists its product as hypothetical. NCBI's taxonomy places the organism in Eukaryota, Oomycota, Saprolegniomycetes, Saprolegniales, Verrucalvaceae. The transcript is spliced from 2 exons. Gene Ontology annotation, biological process: mitotic spindle organization; cilium-dependent cell motility; mitotic cytokinesis. Gene Ontology annotation, molecular function: alpha-tubulin binding. The record is from RefSeq and is a predicted model, not a curated record. Gene Ontology annotation, cellular component: mitotic spindle; axoneme. The coding region runs from base 89 to 1684 and encodes 531 amino acids.